AUGUCGACGCAUACGGGUGCAGUGACUGUGGUGCGAUUCUCGCCGAAUGGCAGGUAUUUGGCGUCGGGAUCUGAUGAUAGGGUGGUGUUGAUUUGGGAGCGUGAUGAGAUGCGGGUGCCUCGUCAGGAGUUUGGGUCUCAAGGAGAAGCCGAUUCCGAGGUGUGGGUGGCUAGAAAACGACUCGUGGGUCACGAUAAUGAUGUACAAGAUCUGGCAUGGGCACCAGACUCGAGUCUGCUAGUGACAGUCGGUCUUGAUAGUAGUAUUAUUAUCUGGAGUGGAUCGACUUUUGAAAGACUUAAGCGGUUCGAUGCCCAUGAGUCUCAUGUUAAAGGUAUUACAUUUGAUCCGGCUCGCAAGUAUUUUGCGACUUCGUCGGAUGAUCGAACAGUCAGAAUUAUCCGGUACCAUAAACCAUCACCUAACGAAAUCACGUUUUCAAUCGAAUCGACUAUCUCAGCACCAUUUAUCGGGUCUCCUAUAUCUACAUACUUUCGACGACUGUCGUGGUCGCCAGAUGGAAAUCAUAUUGCGGCAUCCAAUGCCACUAAUGGUCCAGUUCCAACAAUCGCUAUUAUUAAUCGAGGCACCUGGGAUAGUGAUAUCAGUCUAAUUGGCCACGAAGCACCGGUUGAAGUGGCAUCGUUUUGUCCACGAGUGUUUCUGAUGCAAAAACCUGCUCCUGGUGACAAUCUUGAAAGUGCAAAUCCAGUUACAGUAGUAGCUACUGCUGGUCAGGAUAAGACGCUGGCCAUUUGGAAUACGUCGAAUCCAAGACCGCUUUUAGUGGCUCGAAAUGUGGCCGAGAAAGCCAUUACUGAUAUUGUGUGGUCACCCGAUGGAACAAAAAUGUAUGCCAGUUCGUUGGACGGUACCAUUCUGAUUGCAUCGUUUGAAGAUGGUGAGCUUGGAUGGCCUCUGGAUUUGGAAGAAGCCCAAAAACAACUUACUCGAUAUGGAGGUAAUAAAGACGAAAUGCAGAUUCCUGAGAGUGUGGAACAGCUGGUACUUGAAGAGAAAAUAAAUGAUCAAGAGAAGAUUAAUAAUGUCAAGCGAAUGGAUGAGUUGAUGGGUGGUACGGGUGUUGAUACUGGUGAUGCCAUUGGUGUUGUUAAUGGAACUGAGAAUGGCAAAAUGGACAAGAUGGAUGUCGACUCAGCAGUCACUGCAAAUGGAGCAAGUACUCCUGGUAAUGCUAGUGUCGAACUGUCUAAUUCUGCUUCUCAGACCACUGCUGCUACGGCUGCAACAGCACCAGCAAACGAAACUGCUACAACUGCUACAACGACAGCUGCUAAUACCACUACUUCAAGUACACCAACAACGACGACAACUGGUUCUGCUAACAGUGCAGCUACAACUUCAACAAGUACAAUAGGUGCUGCUGCAAGCAGUGGUACCCCGUCGACCCCGAAAAAAAUAACACAGAGAAUUACUAUUACAAAAGAUGGUAAGAAACGAGUGGCACCACAACUUCUAACCACGUCUUCCAUCGAGCCUCGAAUGCCGCAGGCUCCACUAGUAAACGCAGCGGGUGCAGCAGCAGGAACAAACCUGUCAUCUGAACCACAUUUACAAGCUAUGGAAAUGUCUAAACCAUCAUAUAACCUGCCCAAGGGAGGUGUACAAUCACUGGUUAUUGGUACUAAACGAAAACAAGAAGACACCGAUGGGGUCAAUGGCGAUGAGGCUGUCGGUUCAGGUACAGUGAAUGGUAGUAGCACACAACAAAAGAAACAAAAGCCAGAAGAGAUUCCUGAAUUUAUUCGUCCGGCAGUAGUAUCGCCAGCGACAACUGUCUCACAAGUACGACUGGCAGUGCCCAAAGUACAGACGUUCUUCAGCCAUGGUAAAGGAGCAUCAGCUGUUAAUGGCGGACGGUCAGUUCUGGAAAUUCGCAAUGGAACUGGAAACGAACAAGAACCAACAAAAGUCAGCGUUUCUAAACGAGGACAGAUUGUUUUUGUAGAUUUCCUGCCUCGAUACGGCCAUUUGGCUGCUGGUGAUGGAUCUGUGUUUUGGGCAGUGGCCACUGAAGACGGAGUCAUUCAUGUAUACACAGCGGCAGGCCGGCGAUUACUGCCGAGCAUUGUUCUUGGCUCCUCGAUCUCGUUCUUGGAGAGCCAAGGACCUUAUUUAUUAGCGAUUACAAGUAUUGGCAUGGUUCAUAUCUGGGACAUGAAGAGACAGGUAGCGGUGCUGAAACCAGCAGUAUCACUAGCACCCAUUCUUGAUACAAGUUUGAAAUAUGUUGAAAACGGGCUUUCACGAGCACCGAACGUGACUCAGUGUGGAGUAACAAAUAAAGGUCACGCUAUUAUUACGUUAUCCAAUGGACAGGGAUACACAUAUAACGAGCCAAUGGGAUCAUGGCAGCGAAUCAGUGAUUCGUGGUAUGCGUUUGGGUCACAAUACUGGGAUUCGAAUGGAAUGCCAGGAGUCGAUGUAUUUGGCGUGUCGAGUAAAAGAGAUGACGGCAGUGUUUCAGUUGCCGGGUCUCGAGCCAAUAGAAGAGGGUACAGUGGUGGACUGAUUGCUCUUGCCGAGAGAAGAACCAAUGAAGAAGUAGUGGUUAAAAGUGGCAGUCGAGGUAGAUACCUGCAGCGACUGGCCAAGAACCGCAUGCUACAAGAAGGUUAUGAAGGGUUUGAAGCCGCUGUGUCGCUGGCACACCUGGAAACAAGAAUAUCAGCAGCCAUUGUACUCGACUCUGGCGACGAGCUUCGCAAGUUCCUCAUCACCUAUGCCCGACGUGUGGGUGAAGAAGGCAUGAAAGACCGACUUGAGGAGCUCUGUAAAGACCUCCUUGGACCAGAAGGUGAUAUAGCCUCUGCCGAUACCGAUGGCUCUGUCGCUGCUGCCACUGACGGCCAACUGUCGAUAUCCAGCAACGACCGCACCAGCGGUCCCGUACCGGUCUGGAAACCGACUCUCUGCGACAUCCAGAAAAAAGACCUCCUCAAAGAAGUCAUCUUCGCGGCCGGUAAAAUCAGAGAAGUCCAGCACGUCCUCCUGCCCUACGCACGAGCGCUCGGACUCACUCUCACCACCGACUAA
Molecule: messenger RNA, 3057 nt
Organism: Sugiyamaella lignohabitans
Lineage: Eukaryota; Fungi; Ascomycota; Dipodascomycetes; Dipodascales; Trichomonascaceae
Gene: HIR1
Product: Hir1p
Exons: 1
Coding region: 1-3057 (1018 amino acids)
Biological process (GO): DNA-templated transcription; chromatin remodeling; regulation of DNA-templated transcription
Cellular component (GO): nucleus; HIR complex
Molecular function (GO): nucleosome binding; protein binding
Source: RefSeq, a predicted model, not a curated record